Phytophthora nicotianae INRA-310 is the source of this 354-nucleotide messenger RNA. RefSeq lists its product as hypothetical. The annotation marks the transcript as partial. The transcript has a single exon. The record is from RefSeq and is a predicted model, not a curated record. Lineage: Eukaryota; Oomycota; Peronosporomycetes; Peronosporales; Peronosporaceae.
CUUCUCAAACCUCAGAUAUACCUGAAGCAGUACGCCCCAAAACAGGCCGAGUUCGUGGACUCGUGCGCGCAGACGAAGUACGACGAUGGCUGCUUGGUUACUGAAGGAAAGCUUGUCACCUUCUUAACAAAGUUCGUCAUCCCACGAGGCAGCAAACGACAGAAAGUGGAAGGCGGAGAAGGCAAGACCUUAAGUUUAGCUGGUGUAGAAGCCUACGCAAAGGCAGUCAUCGAUUUAUACAAGCUUCAACAGACACGAAAGACGAACAUCCACCCUCAUCCACGCGGUAAGGCGUAUAAAUUUCUAUUCGACACCCUAAAGAGGAAAGACGGAGAGAAAACGAACGAACUAUGA